Molecule: messenger RNA, 658 nt
Organism: Suillus fuscotomentosus
Lineage: Eukaryota; Fungi; Basidiomycota; Agaricomycetes; Boletales; Suillaceae
Exons: 3
Coding region: 1-483 (160 amino acids)
Source: RefSeq, a predicted model, not a curated record
AUGCAGGUGGAGAUCCCGGGACAAGAACAAGAUGGCUAUGAUGCAGAACCCAAUUUCUUCCAAGGAAUGCAUCAACAUUCUCAGAUUUCCAGGCCAAGACUUCAACAGCGCCCUGGGCGCCUCAAAAGGCUCAGGCUCGCUAUGACGAGGAGGCCUCAGGAAGCUCCUGCACCUGCACCACCCACCGCCUCACCACCAGUCGCUGUCACUACCACCAUCAAAACUCACCUACGACACCUAUUCACCCGGUCACCCCAUCGUGCAACGACGCCCGUUGUCGAUGUUCCAUUCGCGAAGGCUAAGGAGCGUAAUGCUGCUGCGGGUGCUCCUGGCAAGGACCCAGACAUCGUACCUGAUGAAUAUCUCGACGCCGUUGAACCAGACCCUGAUACGCAACAGCGACAGCAACCAAACCAGCAAGCAGUAGCAGUACAUAUAGACCCUGGCGAACAUGGAGGCGGGAAGUCCUGUGUCUGCUGUUAGCACGUUUCGAUGUCCCUCGGACAUUUUGGUUCUACUAUCACUUGCGUUGUGACAUUUACGCGGACAGCUCUCAUUUUAUCGAUGGGUAAUGAAUAUCCUUCAGAAUUUUUACAACGAGCAUAUUCAUACAAUCAAACCUCCUGUAGCUAGAUGAAUAUAUACGUUUAGAGGGCAU